Anoplopoma fimbria (sablefish) is the source of this 3141-nucleotide messenger RNA. Its product is annotated as oocyte zinc finger protein XlCOF6-like. The record is from RefSeq and is a predicted model, not a curated record. Lineage: Eukaryota; Metazoa; Chordata; Actinopteri; Perciformes; Anoplopomatidae. Gene Ontology annotation, molecular function: DNA-binding transcription repressor activity, RNA polymerase II-specific. Bases 62 to 2305 code for a protein of 747 amino acids. Gene Ontology annotation, biological process: negative regulation of transcription by RNA polymerase II. The transcript has 2 exons.
ACCACAAUAACCAUAAUAACCAUAAUAACCAUCAUAACCAUCAUAACCACUGUGUCGGGGGAUGUGGUCCUCUGUGGAGCAGCUCGUGGAGGAGUUCAUGAGGACGACGGUGACUGAACUCUGCCAGAGACUCAGAGAGAGAGAAGAAGAAGAAGAAGAAGAGUCAGUGGAGGAGGAGCUGCUGGCUUUGAUGAGGAGGUGCUGUGAGGCUCUGCUGCAGGAGCUGAGAAGGCUGCUGGAGGAGAACCAGGAGCAGAGGAAGCUUCAGGAGGAGAACCAGGAGAAGAGGAAGCUUCAGGAGGAGAACCAGGAGCAGAGGAAGCUUCAGGAGGAGAACCAGGAGAAGAGGAAGCUUCAGGAGGAGAACCAGGAGAAGAGGAAGCUUCAGGAGGAGAACCAGGAGAAGAGGAAGCUUCAGGAGGAGAACCAGGAGAAGAGGAAGCUUCAGGAGGAGAACCAGGAGAAGAGGAAGCUUCAGGAGGAGAACCAGGAGCAGAGGAGGCUUCAGGAGGAGAACCAGGAGAAGAGGAAGCUUCAGGAGGAGAACCAGGAGCAGAGGAGGCUUCAGGAGGAGAACCAGGAGAAGAGGAAGCUUCAGGAGGAGAACCAGGAGCAGAGGAGGCUUCAGGAGGAGAACCAGGAGAAGAAGGACAAACUACCAUCAUAUGAUCAGAGGAGCCUCAAUGACUCCACGCCUCCUGCGGUGGAGGUGGGCGACCAAUCAGACGCUCCGACAGGUGGAAGCAGCCAAUCGGAGCAGCCUCCUGCGGCGGGCCGCCGGCGGACCUUCAGCUGCAGCGUCUGCAGCAGCAGCUUCUCCAGACGGACCAACCUGAACGCUCACCUGCGGGUCCACAGCCGGGAGCGGCCCUUCACCUGCUCCACCUGCGGGAAGUCUUUCUCCGCCCGCAGCAGCGUGCGGGUCCACCAGCUGACCGUGCACGGCGAGCAGCGGCCCUUCAGGUGCUCUCACUGCGGGAAGCUGUUCGGCACCCGCAGCCACCUCAGGGUGCACCAGACGUCCAGCAGGGGGCGCCGCGGGCCGCUCUCCUGCUCCACCUGCGGCGAGACGUUGACGGCGAGGUGCCGCCUCCGACAGCACAGACUCACCUGUCGGGUCGCAGACGGCGGGUUCAGGUGUGCAGAGUGCGGGAAGGACUUCUCCAGACGCAGCUACCUGUCUGCACACCAGCGAGUCCACCUGAAGGACAAACCCUUCAAGUGUUCCACGUGCCAGAAAGGAUUCACCACGCGCCGCAGCGUCCACGUGCACCAGACGACCGUCCACAAAGGACUGAGGCCGUUCACCUGCGGCGUCUGCAGGAAGGCCUUCAGCCAGCGGAGCGGCCUCAGCGCUCACCUGAGGACGCACACGGGCGAGCGGCCGCACACCUGCGAGCAGUGCGGGAACAGUUUCUCCAGCAGGAGCAGCCUGUCGGUGCACCGCCGCGUGCACACGGGGGAGAAGGCCUUCAGCUGCCCCACCUGCGGGAAGAGCUUCAGCGUGUCGGCCAACCUGCGCCGCCACCGGCUCGUCCACUCGGGCCGCCGGGAGUUCAGCUGCGACGUGUGCGGCCGCGGCUUCACGCAGGCGGGACACCUGAAGGUGCACCGCGCCGUGCACGGCGGCGAGUGGGCGUUCAUCUGCAACGCCUGCGGGAAGGGCUUCAGACAGCGCGGCGCGCUGCUGGUGCACGAGCGGAGCCACGCCGGCGUCAAACCGCACACCUGCAGCGAGUGCACGAAGAGCUUCUCCUCGUCCGCGUCGCUGAGACGCCACCGGCUGGCUCACGGCGGGCAGAAGUCUCACACCUGUGAGGAGUGCGGGAAGAGCUUCACCAGCGCCCAGAUCCUGAGGACUCACCUGACGCUGCACGCCGGCGGCAAAGCGUUCCCCUGCGACGUGUGCGGCCGCGGCUACAGCUCGCUCAGCUACCUGAGGACGCACCGACGCAGCCACUCCGAGGGGAAACCGUUCAGCUGCGCUCGCUGCCAGAAAACCUUCUCCACGCAGGCGAGCGCCAGGCUGCACGAGCGCACGCACAGCGGGGAGAAGCCGUACGUCUGCGAGGUCUGCGGGAAGAGCUUCAGCGUGUCGCAGAACCUCGUCAGACACAAGCGCGUGCACAGCGGGGAGAGACCCUUCGAGUGCGGCGUCUGCGGGAAGAGGUUCAGUCAGAACAACAACCUGAAGGCUCACCUGCUGGUCCACUCGGGCCAGAAACCGUUCAGCUGCUCCUCCUGCAGCAGGAGCUUCGCCUCCAUGAGGAGCCUCAGGGAGCACAGGUGUGUCUCUGCUGAAUGACGUCACCUGAGAACCUUCUGGAGCCACAAACCGGACGUGAUGACGAGCCUUCAAGGGUCUUCAGUGACAGUUUAUGUGAAGAAGCGAUAAAUGAUUCUGUUGUAAUUCACUGUAACGUUUUAUGCUGCACCUUCAGGAAUGUAAAGUGAUGAAAGAAACGCGUUCUGUUUCAUGCUAUUGUUAUGUUAAUAUUUAACAGUAUUAUGACGUCAUGUGGAGAGUCAGAGAGGCCCAGCUGGUUUCAGAUACUCAGAUCAAAGGCUGUAUUUAAUAAGUGGACGUAGUCGUCAUGACGUCUCUCGUUGGUUUGUGGACUUUUUGAAGCGUCGAGCUUGGCUACUUGGUCGUCGCCAUCUUGUUUUCUUGCACACAGUGAACAGGAAGUGACCAUAUAUGGACUGAGGAGGAGUGACGUAGAGACGCCGUAUACGUCUCUGGUGUGGACCUGUCAAUCAGUGUGUAGCCCCGCCCUAAAGCAUCCCCUGCUUUAUGGUCUGUUUGACUCUAAAUGGAGCAUCAUUUACUAAAUGAACAUCAUGCUGUAUUGAAGAAGACUUGAAACUAGAGAUUGAGACCAUAAACUCAUGUUUACAAUGUUUACUGAGGGAAUAAAUCAAGAGAGAAGUAGAGUCAUUUUCUCAUAGACUUCUAUACAACCAGAGGAGUCGCCCCCUGCUGGACAGGAGAGAGAAUGCAGCUGUCCUGGUUUAUUCCUUUGAUGGUGAAAUGACAAAAUGAAAUAAACAUUUAAAGCAAACAAUAACUAGUUAUGUGAUGGACAGAUUUGUUUUCAGGCUGAUGUUUGUCAUUGAGUGUUGAAACCAUAAACAAAUAAA